CCUGGGUUACCCACUGAAGAAAACACAAGAUUGUUUUCGUAUUUCAGCAAUUGGGUGCAACUUCCAAGCUGCAAAAGAGUGACUUCAAGGCUAAGAAGAAGGAGAGAACUCUCACCACAGCAUUUCACAGCAAACACAUUGCCAGAGCUUUGAAUACUUAUUUGGACAAGCAUUUCUCCAAGCGAGGAAAAUGAAGGCCUAGACGGUGGAGGGGACUUUCCCAGAGCAAGGCGUUGAGUGGAGCCCCAGGAGAACACAGCCCUCUGCCCCCAUGUCACCACCUCUGAAGGGCUGACGACUCCAUCAGCUGGUGCCCCUUCUGAUCGCCACCAUGGGGCCCUCCGGGAAUGUGCUGGGCAGCGGACAAAUGCACAUUGUCCUAUGGGGGAGUUUGGCGGCUGUGGCCACUUUUCUCCUCAUCACUUUCCUCAUCUUCCUGUGUUCCAGUUGUGACAGAGAAAAGAAGCCAAGACAGCACAGCGGGGAUCACGAGAGCCUGAUGAACGUGCCAUCAGACAAGGAAAUGUUCAGCCAUUCAGUUACCAGCCUGGCCACAGAUGCUCCUGCAAGCAGUGAACAGAAUGGGCUACUUACCAACGGUGACAUUCUUUCAGAAGACAGCACUGUGACCUGCAUGCAGCAUUACGAGGAAGUGCAGACCUCUGCCUCGGACCUGCUGGAUUCCCAGGACAGCACGGGGAAGCCCAAGUGUCACCAGAGCCGGGAGCUGCCCCGGAUUCCCCCCGACAGCGGGGCGGAUGCGCUCCUCGGUGCCGGAAGUGCGGACGGGGACCAGGCUCUGGGCAUGGAGGGGCCGUACGAGGUGCUCAAGGACAGUUCCUCCCAGGAAAAUAUGGUGGAGGACUGCUUGUAUGAGACUGUGAAAGAAAUGAAGGAGGUGACGGCAGCUGCGCCUCCAGGGAAGGGCCACAGCGCCAAGUCCAAGUCCACUUCAGCGCUGAAAGAGCCGCCGGGGCCCCAGGCCCAGGGCACGGCGGACUUCGCCGAGUACGCCUCGGUGGACAGGAACAAGAAGGGCCGGCAGAGCGCCAACGUGGACAGUGUGCCUGGCGACCCGCAUGAUCCGGAGGAGGAGGCCCCGCCGCCUGUGCCUGUCAAACUCCUGGAUGAGAAUGAGAACCUUCAGGAGAAGGAGGAGAGCGAGGCAGGAGGAGACGGGCCCGCGGAGGGGGCCGGGGAACCCAACAAGAGAUUUAGUUCGUUGUCGUAUAAAUCCCGGGAAGAAGACCCAACUCUGACAGAAGAAGAGAUCUCAGCCAUGUAUUCAUCAGUAAAUAAACCUGGACAGUCAGGGAAUAAAUCGGGACAGUCUCUUAAAACAUCAGAGUCCACCUACACUUCCAUCCAAAGAGCUGCUCAGAGAUCCCCCUCUUCCUGCAAUGAUCUCUAUGCUACUGUUAAAGACUUUGAGAAAACUCCAAACAGUGUCAGCACACCUCCACCAGAACGGAGACCCAGUGAGGAGCCGGAGCCUGAUUAUGAAGCAAUCCAGACUCUAAACAGAGAAGAAAGGUUCGGGGCAUUUCUUCUGUGGAAGAUAAAAAGCAAUGAUCAGCCAAUACUGUAUAUGCUGCUUGCAUAA
Molecule: messenger RNA, 1603 nt
Organism: Manis javanica (Malayan pangolin)
Lineage: Eukaryota; Metazoa; Chordata; Mammalia; Pholidota; Manidae
Source: RefSeq, a predicted model, not a curated record